GUUUCUCUGUUUGGUUUCACUUCCGCACUCCUUCACCGCUAUCUGUAGCCUGUUAGCCUCUUGGGUUGCAUUUGUCACAUUUGGAGGGGAAGCGUGUUAUCUCUUCAGGGCAGAAGUAAAAGGGAAAAAAACGUUGAUUAAAAAUAAUAAUAUAAAACAGACUCCGCGCAGAUGAACUUUGUUUUAUGCGCAUAUCUAAAGAGUCGGCUAGUUGCUAAUUGAGUCAACCAGGAAGCGACGUUAGCGUGAGGAAGCUCAGUGCAACUGUUUAAACUGUCAGCUUGUAUGAUAAACUGUUAGAUUUCUCACAAAGAAGAUUUCCCCGCUGACUCGCAGUGACGGAAAUCAUGAAGGUGUUCAGUAGCUGCAGAGGAAUCUCUUUCCUCGUGUGGAUCGUGGCAUUUCAGCUGGUCCUCUGUGUGAGUGGGGUGUAUAGUGUGAAGAGCACCAAAGACUGCACACUGAUAUCUGAAAGUCCAUUACAGCGGAAAGUUCUGGAGCGACUAGAGCCGCUCGUAGGAAAGAACUUUACAGCUGAGGACAAGGCUUCAAACGAGAGCUACACGUAUGUGUUCCAGCUAUGUGGGGAUGCAGGGGGUGUUCGCAAUGCUGGGCUUAUUCAAGUGGAGAAGAACACGCAGAAGCCAACAGUGAUUGGCAAAUACACGAAUACACAGGCCAUUGGAGGAAGUGACUGGGUGAUGCUGAUCUACAAAAAUGGUGAAAAAUAUGAUUCACACUGCAAUAAGGAAGAAAGGAAAGCCAUCAUUAUGAUCUCUUGCGACAGGAAUGUAAAAGCGGGUACGCUGGAGGGGAUUCUGGAGGACAGGGAAAAGGAGGAAGACUGUUUCUACCUGUUUGAGUUGGACACCAGUUCAGUGUGUCCAGUAAUUGAGUCCAAGCUUAGCACUGGCUCCAUUAUUCUCAUCAUUGGUUUCUCUCUUCUGGCUGUUUACCUUGUUGGAGGUUUCCUCUACCAGCGGGUGAUUGUUGGAGCUAAAGGGGUGGAGCAAUUCCCCAAUUAUGCUUUUUGGGUGGAGUUUGGAAACCUGGCAGCGGAUGGAUGUGACUUUGUGUGCCGGUCGCGCAAGCGAGAGGAAUCGCCAGCUUACAGGGGAGUGGCUACAGACAAUUUACAGGAGGAGCCAGAGGAGAGAGAUGACCACUUGCUGCCUAUGUGACCUUAGUAUGUUGGGACUAAAAUCUUCACCGUGUGAUGCAGUUUAAUCGGUUACAGCUUAUCAGGCUGCUUGUAGACACAAGUCUGUUUUCUUGGGGGGGGGUUUGUGACUGAAUUACGUCAGUACCUGUUAAUUCUGUGUUUAUUCCAGACUUGUGCCUAGGGCAAUAAGCCUUUCAUCUCCCUGUCACACAGGAGGGCAUGUUACUCAUAGGGCUGACGAUCCUGUCCACACUUUUUACCCCGUACAUUUCAAACAAUUGUUUGAUGUCAGACAAAUGAGUGAUUCCUCCAAGAAAGCUAUUUCACAAUAAAGACUCUUCUGUGAAAAUUUGGCAGAAAAGGGAGAAUUUGAAGAAUUUCUAUCUUGCGUUAGCUAAAUGCCACAUUGUGUACAGCUCUUUUCUGCUAAACGAAUGAUUUUUUUUUUUUUUCUCAAAUGUUGUUGGUUUGUCAUGAGCAGAGGGGUGUACUACGAAGCAAAUUCAAUAUAAUUUUUUUUUUUUUUGGGGGGGGGGGGGUUGUGUUAGCUGGCUUGAUAAAACCUAGAAGCCCCGAUAAGAGAUAAGGGGUACAAUGGUGGUUAUCAGUUUUCUUCAUUAACUCGGGCUUUCUGCUUCAUGCUCUGUGCAGUUUUAGAUGUGUCAUUUAACUCUUUGACUUUACAAAAUCGAUCAUUUGAGCUCCGUCUAAUCCAAUUAGAGACAAUUCCAGGAGCAGGUGAUACAGAUCUAUAAAUAACAUGCAACACUGGAGCUGCAAAGGAAACGAGAGUAAUGCUGCAGAAAAUUGUUAAUCUUGUGAGGUCACGAUCAUUACAAGGACACCUGUCUGUAAAUAAAUAGUUUACUUCAUAAAUAUUUAUUUCACCUCUGCUGUUGAUUUCUAACGUGACAAAUCACAGCUCUUAAACUUUAACACACUCCCACAGCCUAAAGAAAGCUUUACUUCAGUUUGUCAUCACUUCUAAGAUAAAUUACUUUUAUUGAUUCAGAAUUCUUGGUGUUGCAGUUCUAAACUUUUGUUCCAGUAGGUGGAAUUCUAGCAGAUUAGGACCAAAAAUAAAAACAUUUAUUAAAAAAAAAAUGAAUAUUCCAGUUAGAAUCUGGACUGCUGUUUUAGAAGCGUCUCAACAGGUUUUAUAUGUCUGUAUAAAUGACAUUCCUACAGCAGAGAAUCUGUAUUGCAGCUAAAGCUUACUGUAAAUAAGACAAUCAGUGAAAAUGUUGCACUUCAGUUCGAUUAUAAACCAAAAGUCUGCGCAGGACCAGUUUACGUGUUUGACAUAAGUUAAGAUGCUAAAAAGAGAGUGAUACCUCGCUAACCCGUUAAUCUGGCUUCAUAGUACACCCCUCUGUGUUUAUUUGGGUUGAGCUUGCUUACAGGUUUACUGGCAUACAAAUAAAUGCGUGUGCAGUUUAAACAGUUUAUGUUUAGGUUAAAAAGUCAGAUUUGUAACAUGUGAAUGUAAAUGUUUAAGUACAGGUACUGUACUUACAGCCUUACCACGCAUUUAGAAAUCAGUGCAAACAAACCAAAGUUGAACUUAAUUUGAUUUUUAGCUGGGCGUCGUCCUUUCUCCCAUGUUGCAGAGAAGCUCAGCGCUAAGAUCCCAGUCAGAAGGUCGGCUGCUUGACUGAAAUCUGAGCUCCAUGGUUUAAUUUUUGUCCGAAAGGUCAAGGGUGCUGACGCAAUACCAACAAAAUUUGUGUCGAGGAGCAAAGCAUCCAACUAAAAUUCAAAAUUAAAUUCACUUAAUGUAUCUUUUUUCAUUUAAAUGUUGCCUGUAGUGAUGAGAAUUUGAAGGCAAUUAUAUCUGAAUUCUGCUAUUUAUACUUAUUCAGAAAUUGUCUUUGUGCUUUUUCAUAAAAUAAUCAAAUAUCAUAAAGGAAUAUUUACAUUUUAAUAAUCACAAAACAGUUUAAUAAUGAACAUUAUAGUGCUUAAACACUGACCUGCUUCUUGAUGUGGUGAAAUUGACCCAAAGCGCAGAAACAGUGCUACAUAUACCCACCUUACUACUAUAGUCUCAUGUCCAGGCUGCAAUAGGAGAUGCAUACGGCAGCAAUGAGGGUACUUCAUUUUCAGUACUCUAGUUGUAAAAAUGUUACACUUUUAAACUUGACAUUAAUGGGAUUUGUAAUAUUUUUACAUAAACCUAAACAUCAGUGCUGCUAAGGACUGAACCAGGCUUUUUUUGAACAGGAUGUGAACGUUAUUUUUCUGUUAAUUAUCAUUGAGUUAUGCUACUUGUAUUCACUGUGAGCACUGAUAUUUGGUCUUUUUCACUUUUGUGUUAACACUGAAUUUUCUUUGCUUAGUUCACUGGUCUGAGGGUUCAUAUGCUCUAAUGUUAUGUUUGGCUAAAAAUUGACACAAGUCACAAACCUUUGUUUUUUUCUGAUUCUAUUAAAAAUAAAUUAUAAAACUAG
Messenger RNA from Oreochromis niloticus (Nile tilapia), 3612 nucleotides. RefSeq names its product mannose-6-phosphate receptor (cation dependent) (gene m6pr). Lineage: Eukaryota; Metazoa; Chordata; Actinopteri; Cichliformes; Cichlidae. Bases 348 to 1181 code for a protein of 277 amino acids. Gene Ontology annotation, molecular function: protein domain specific binding. The record is from RefSeq and is a predicted model, not a curated record. Gene Ontology annotation, cellular component: trans-Golgi network; endosome; Golgi apparatus. The transcript has 7 exons. Gene Ontology annotation, biological process: protein targeting to lysosome.